AUGAUAGUUCUUGCUCAGCAAAUCAAAGGUGACGGCAAAUUGGCCAGUCACAUGCAUGACCAUGACAACGGAACGUACAGCGUCCGGAUUAGAAUUCCUUGGGCUGGAACGACUGUUAUUAGGGUCAAGAAUGCGGCAAAAAUAGAAAACACCUGUUUAAGACUGCGAACUAUGGACACAUACGGAACAUCUGUGUUUUCGAUGAAAAACGUGUGGGGAAUUGGUGGGAAAUUUCUUUAUAAAAACGAAACCGACUUCACAGUGUGCUUGCCGAGUGAAAUGAUGGUGAAUCACACACGUGUAUGCAACUAUACCUCGAUCAACGAUGGAUUGCCGUGGUUCUGUGCCCACCCACGCCCAAAAGAGUUGAGCUGUGAGCACAUUCAAUCAUUCAAUGCGGGUUCGUUUGAUGGCGUGGUCAAAGCUAACAACCCACUGAAAGUAUACGUUCCAUCAGUUGAACAUAUUAAUGCAGUUGCUAAUAUUGAAGCUCCAGCGAAUACACACGAUUUGUAUAUAGAAAAGCCUUUAUGUAAACAGAUGCAAAAAGGAUUAACUUGGGAAAACAUAACUAAUAAUAUUAACGGAUUUUGGAUGAAUAACACGUGGAGUUUAUUAAAUUGCAAGUCGUACAUAGAACAUCAGAACAACACUUACAGGAGUUGUUUAAAAGGAAAAUACAUGUAUUUCUUCGGGGAUUCUACUGCCAGACAGUAUGCGGAAUUCUUUGUGAACGUGGUACUGGAAACAAGGCCGGGCAUUAAUCUUAGACGAUUUGGUGAAAACAACACCUACCACUGGCGCAAAACGUUUUCAAGCUUUGAUAUAAAUGUGACAUAUUUAAAGCACGCAAUGCCUUUCACAAAUCCAGUAGUGCCUUUUCGCGGUAUAACUUCAGUAUAUUCUGAACUUCAAAUACUGAGUAAAAGUAGCAUAACUGGUGACAAGUUAAUAUUUGUGUUCGCUUUCCAUGCUCAUUUUCAAUCUUUCCCCAUAUCCGUGUUCAGAGAUAGAACUCGCAGACUUGUGAGUAGCAUUAAAGAAUUCUUGACCUUAAAACCAAAGGCAUUAUUCUUCGUCAAAGGCCCCAAUUAUUGCUUCGACGACACUCACUGGUUUGAUAAUACGUUGACUUUGGUCUACAUAGAAAUAUUACAGCAGGAGUUUGAAAGUCUUCACGACAGAGUAGUCUACCUUGACACGUGGUCCCUGAACGUGAUACACGAGACCAGAAAUAUCCAUCCGGGCCCCGUGACACUGCAGAACCAGAUCAGGCACUUUAUGGCGUACGUUUGUUAA
Molecule: messenger RNA, 1299 nt
Organism: Dreissena polymorpha
Lineage: Eukaryota; Metazoa; Mollusca; Bivalvia; Myida; Dreissenidae
Product: NXPE family member 3-like
Exons: 1
Coding region: 1-1299 (432 amino acids)
Source: RefSeq, a predicted model, not a curated record